AUGGGGAAGUCCAAGGCUGCAAAGCCUGCGGAGAGUCACGUCUCAGGGCAAUCCAACAAGCCCCUCUCCCAGCCAGCACACGCCUUGACCUUCCAGCAGCUGGCCGAGGAGCUUCGUGCAAACACUGAUCACGGCCUUUCCGCCGCCGAUGCCAAGACUCGUCUAGAGGAGUAUGGCCACAAUGACCUUGGCGAGGCGGAGGGCGUCCAGCCCUUCAAGAUCAUCAUCGCCCAGGUCGCCAAUGCCAUGACCAUGGUCCUCAUCCUGGCCAUGGCUGUUAGUUUCGGCAUCGGCUCCUGGAUUGAGGGCGGUGUCAUCACCUUCGUCAUUCUUCUCAAUGUCAUCGUUGGCUUUUUCCAAGAGUUUUCCGCUGAGAAGACGAUGGACUCCCUCCGAUCACUGAGUUCUCCAACUGCCAGCAUCGUUCGUGACGGCGAGACCAUGGUCGUACCGUCCGGCGAGAUCGUUCCUGGUGACCUGGUCGAAAUCAAGACGGGAGAUACCAUCCCCGCAGAUGUCAGGCUGAUCGAGGCCGUCAACUUCGAGACUGACGAGGCCUUAUUGACCGGCGAGUCCCUCCCCGUGCGCAAGAAUGAAGGCAGCACUUUUCCGGACAACACUGGCCCAGGAGACCGUCUCAACGUCGCAUACAGCUCCUCCAACGUCACCAAGGGCCGCGCCAAGGGAAUCGUCUUCGCCACUGGCGUGUAUACCGAAAUCGGCGCUAUUGCAUCGGCCUUGCGCAAGAAAGACUCCAAGGUACGCGAGGUCAAGCGCAAGCCAGAUGGACGCGCAAAGCCGCACCGCUACCUUGAGGCCUAUACGUUGACCUUGACCGAUGCUAUCGGCCGGUUCUUGGGUGUCAAUGUUGGCACUCCUUUGCAGCAGAAACUGUCCAAGCUCGCUAUGCUGUUAUUCGGCAUUGCUAUUGUCUGUGCCAUCAUUGUCCUCGGCGCCAACAAGUUCGACGCUUCACAAGAGGUCAUCAUCUACGCCGUCGCCACGGGCUUGUCCAUGAUUCCGGCUAGUCUCGUCGUCGUUCUCACCAUCACCAUGGCUGCCGGAACCAAGCGCAUGGUAAAGCGCAACGUCAUCGUGCGCAACCUCAAGUCUCUUGAGGCUCUCGGUGCCGUGACGGAUAUCUGCUCUGACAAGACCGGCACUCUGACACAGGGUAAAAUGUUGGCCCGCGGCGCCUGGUUACCUGGCAUGGGCACGUACACAGUCGAGAACUCGACGUCGCCUAUGGAUCCCACCACUGGUGACAUCCGCUUCGAUGAGCGGUCGCCUAGACACCUCAACUUCAAGAGAGGUGGCGAUGCAUGCGGUUCAAUCGUCAAGACUGAGCAGCUCUUGCAAAGCAGCAGGUUUACCCUUGCGGCGUUUCUCCACGUCGCAUCCCUCGCCAACCUUGCCACGAUCAACAAGAAAGAUGACCAAUGGGUUGCGCGAGGUGACCCGACUGAGAUCGCAAUUCAAGUGUUUGCUUCCCGCUUCGACUGGAAUCGUCUGCGCUUGACCACGGGUGAAACUCCCGAAUGGAGCGAGAUCGCCGAGCUGCCUUUUGAUUCCGAUGUCAAGCGCAUGUCCGUCAUCAUGAAGCACAACGCGACCAACGAGUUCCAUGCCUACACAAAGGGUGCCGUUGAGAGGGUGAUUCAGAUUUGCACCAAAUACACGCCUAAAGAUUCCGGCGAGCUCGUCGAUGUGACGCCCGAGUUCCGCGAGGAAAUUCUUCGCAACAUGGAAGCUCUUGCUGGUCUCGGUCUGCGUGUACUCGCACUUGCCAGCAAACCUUACAACGGGACACUCAACAAGGGUGAUGAGGUCAACCGUGCCUCGGUCGAGUGUGAUCUGGUCUUCCGUGGUCUCAUCGGUCUGUACGACCCACCUCGACCGGAGUCCGCGCCCGCCGUUCGACAGUGUCAUGAAGCUGGCAUUUCGGUACAUAUGCUUACAGGUGAUCAUCCGGAAACUGCAAAGGCUAUUGCUGUCGAGGUGGGCAUUUUGCCGACUCGCAUGGAGCGUGUCGCACGCAACGUAGCAGAUGCCAUGGUUAUGACGGCAUCCCAGUUUGAUGCUUUGACCGACGAUGAGGUGGACAGGCUGCCUGUCCUUCCACUCGUAAUUGCACGAUGCGCCCCCAGCACCAAAGUCCGGAUGAUUGAGGCUCUUCAUCGUCGCAAGAAGUUCUGCGCCAUGACUGGUGACGGCGUCAACGACUCUCCUUCCCUUCGCCGCGCCGACGUCGGCAUCGCCAUGGGACAGUCAGGCUCCGACGUCGCCAAGGACGCGUCCGAUAUCGUUUUGACCGACGACAACUUCGCUUCCAUCGUCGCCGCCAUCGAAGAAGGCCGAAGAAUCUUUGACAACAUCCAAAAGUUCGUGUUGCACGUCCUCGCGGAAAAUAUUGCCCAAGCCGGAACUUUGCUUGUCGGUCUCACCUUCAAGGACACGAGGGGACUGUCAGUCUUUCCGCUGGCCCCCGUUGAAAUUGUCUGGAUCAUCAUGGCGACCUCCGGCAUGCCCGACAUGGGUCUCGGCUUCGAGCGAGCGGUCCCCGACAUCAUGCGCCGCCCGCCUCAAUCGCUCAAGACGGGCAUCUUUACCAUGGAGUUCCUGAUCGACAUGGUCGUGUACGGCCUAUGGAUCACGGCCCUCUGUCUUUCAAGUUUCUCGCUAGUCGUCUAUGGCUUUGGCAACGGCGAGCUCGGAGAGAAUUGCAACGGGAGCUACAACGAGACUUGCGAUACCGUGUUUCGUGCCCGGGCUACAACGUUUGCCUGUCUGACGUGGUUCGCGCUCUUUUUGGCGUGGGAGAUGGUCGACAUGCGCCGGUCGUUCUUCCGCAUGCAGCCGGGGUCGAAGAAGUACUUCACCCAGUGGAUGAUUGAUGUCUGGAGGAACAAGUUCCUGUUCUGGGCAAUCAUCAUCGGUUUCGUCACUCUGUUUCCGUUGCUUUAUAUCCCGGUCAUCAAUACCGAGGUUUUCAAACACAAGGGAAUCUCGUGGGAAUGGGCCAUUGUGUUCAUCGCGGCGGCGCUCUUCUUUGCCGGUGUCGAGUCUUGGAAGUGGGGGAAGCGGGUCUACUUCAGGAAGCAGAGCCGCAAGAGACUAGGCGUAGCGUGGAAAGAUAUGGACAUUGAGCAAAGGGUAUUUGGUGAGUAUCUCGGCGGCCCUUCCGAUGAUGAUCACCACACGGAAGUUGGCGAUUAUGACCAUGACAUCGAGAAGGAGGGUUUGGAGAAAUGA
Messenger RNA from Colletotrichum spaethianum, 3252 nucleotides. Its product is annotated as sodium- and chloride-dependent GABA transporter 1. Gene Ontology annotation, molecular function: ATP binding; ATP hydrolysis activity; P-type calcium transporter activity. Bases 1 to 3252 code for a protein of 1083 amino acids. Lineage: Eukaryota; Fungi; Ascomycota; Sordariomycetes; Glomerellales; Glomerellaceae. Gene Ontology annotation, cellular component: plasma membrane. The transcript is spliced from 4 exons. Gene Ontology annotation, biological process: calcium ion transmembrane transport; intracellular calcium ion homeostasis. The record is from RefSeq and is a predicted model, not a curated record.